Molecule: messenger RNA, 5573 nt
Organism: Toxoplasma gondii ME49
Lineage: Eukaryota; Apicomplexa; Conoidasida; Eucoccidiorida; Sarcocystidae
Exons: 1
Coding region: 5091-5573 (160 amino acids)
Source: RefSeq, a predicted model, not a curated record
CAGCAGUUGUAAACCCUAAGCUCUGGCAGUGCAUGAGAAAGAUACCGUGGAGUUGGCAUCGACGGCAACGAAACUACGGCAAGGUUUGUAGUGAGACAGUCGUCCUCAAUGCCACGGGGCGGAUCGGCGCAGAAAACCACAGGGCCGAUAAACCCCUAUCCGACGCCAGCAACAAAACGCAGAGGUCCAUCUUGAUGCAACUAUCGAUAUCUAUACUUCCCCAUUCUCCCGUCCGUCGAGGCAACUCGCCGAAACUGUUCUGAAACCCGCAUUCUUUCGCCGACAGUUUCUCGUCUACCCAAGGAGAUGCCACGCGUCUUAGCACCAUUCCGAGUUUCGCAUUCUCUUAUCACUCCUGAGCUGAAUUGAGAUGCAGCAUGCGACCCUGUGAUUCAUUAUCCUCAGCUCGACCCGAAGACAAUUUCCAAGGAGAUGCUCCUGUGCGCUGUCACGGAUGACUUCUUCGAGCAAUACUUGCUACAGAUUAACACGGCUCCAACAAAGUAUGUAUAUCAUGGUGGCUUCUUCGCUUUUAAACAACUUGCGAAUGAAGAUUUACUAAGUCAGGUUUCUAGAAGUAUACACGCAAAACCCUGGGAUUGGCGUUCUCCUGGGUAAGCCACAGUGCGUUUUGAUGGUUCGAACCAUGUCUUCCAAUGUGUCUAUUUUCUCUGUUCUCUCCCAGAAGAAACAAACAUUUGCUGGAAAAGAAUCUGCAGCUUUGGCAAUGCGAUAUCACAUCGACUUGGAAUGCCACAAGGUAAGAUGUCAGUUGCCAUGUAUGUAAAUAUUUUGUCAACAAAUCAACAGUUGGGAGAGGUUAAAACUGUUCGACUGAGACAUUUUUUUCGGACUGUGAGAUGCACAAUGCUUUACUUUAUCCCAGCUGAAAAGCUAUACCUACCGUGUAUGCACCAGACACCGUCACCAUCUACUGAAGCGGGUUGCCGAUUCAUUGUUGUUGGAGUCCUGGCGCCUGCAUGCGCCACCGAGAAUCAGCUUCGCCCGUGUUUUGCUGACGCUGCACGUUCUUUGAACGUGCAUCGAUGAAGUAAUUUUGCUGCAUGUUUGCAGCAAGCCUUCAGCGGCUGAAUCCAUCUGUAUAUUCCCUCCUACUGUUCGACAUGGAGCCGAAUUUCACGAGGCCGUCAAAGUCGAACAGGAUUUUCACAAUGAAACUCUAGUAAGACAUUUGACGGGCCCGUAACAUUCACUAACUUUCCAAAUUUCUCGAAGUGACCCAUUUAAACGCGGUGCACCCCAGAGGACUCUUCCAUAAGGCAAGAGGAUCGAACAUGUUUUGAUUUGUCUACUAGGAUACUACAGCGCCCACCCUAGCGGAUCGGCCAUCAGAUCAGGCAACCGAAGAGGGCGCAGCUGCAGACAUGCGACGGAGGCAAAAAGAAAGAGAGUUUCUGUGCGUCGGUGACUACUACUUCCAACAUUCGACUGCCGUGCCAGCACAAUUUCCGUUUACAAAGUUUGAGUUCUUCACAACUGCGGCUUAUCCUCCCUGCUUAGCAAGGCCUCUGUGAUUAGCAUGCCAGUUUGUCCUUAUCCGUGUGACGUCUCACGUGUAGUCAAGCAUUGUCUGCGCCAUUCUGUAGCACAAAUCGUUGGACUGCUAGUCCGGCUUUUCGGCAGAUAAUCAUUCGGCAGAUAAUCACUUAGCGCAGAACGUGAAACCAAGACCCAGGUUAGUCUGCAGGGGGUUCGCACCAGAAGUGUACUAGUGUCAGCGCACCCCGACUAUGGCGUGUGAGAUCGGGCUCCCCGAUGGAGUCUGGGGCGCCAAAAAUAGGCGAAGUCGCAAGUCUGAUACCGGUACCAUGAAGUGCGCUCACAGUGUGCCUCUUGAGGGACAGUUUUUGCGUGCCUUGGCCACUUGUAAUCUGGAUGCAUACCUUAAGAUUUGUAUCCUUCAGUGUUUGUUCACAGGAGGUUUCUUCCUCUUGAGUGUGAAAACCAAAGGGCAGGCCAUCGACAGGAGUCAACAAAUAAUGCACCUUGCAGGCUGGGCGAUAGAUAAGCGGAUCUCCAGAGUAAACACUUUCACUUGUCGCCGGAGGGUGCGCUCAAGGAAAGGUUGUGCUGUGCUGUAAAGGCGGCUCGUGUCUGUUCUACUGCGUCCAAUCUGUGCCAGUCAGUCUACGAAGCUUUAUCGUCUGCUUCAACGCAUUGGGGGGAGUGACUUCUUAAGUGCCGAGGAGGACGAGAGUGAAGACUUUGCAGUUGGUUCUCUCGCGAGCGCUCCGGGGACACGGCCGUCGGACGCUCGACUGUUUAAAGCGGCAGUGGUUAGGAGCAGCAACGCCAUCAAGGCACCUAUGACUGGACUGACGACAGGAGUUGCAAGCAGCAGAAGAAAGACGUUACCAGCAGAGUCCUGUCAGGUUCACUUUGAUGAGAACCCAAAAGAUGGUGAGGUGCUUCUCAGAGUCGCGCCAAAGGCCGAAAAAAAGAACCCAGCUUCUCGGAAGGGAGAAGAGACCUGGAUAAGAUGUUGCAUAAAAAUUUUGCUGUAGGGUCCCUGGUAGUUCCGUGGUGACAUGAUCUCCACUGCAAUAGCCUUUGAGAGAAACCGCAGCAAAUUUAUCAAGCCAGCAUGCAGUCAUUCAUCAAAGAGUAGCACGGUGAGAAUAUCUGCCUUAACAUUUCCAAAAAUCGCUCCCCGAUGUCCCGCAACCCCCUUUCCCCCUGGGUGAUAGCGUCGUGCGCAUGGAGCUUCUCCGCCUCAUGAUUAUCGAGCAAUGAUUAACAACGGAGGGAAAAACGACUCGUUCUCGCCUUAAACAAGGCAAUGUUGCAAGGCUCUCUGCCACAUGAUCAAUACCAGACAUGCUGAUGGCGGGAUGCCAAUAACAAGAGUCAAAACGGACCUUUAAGUCCACAUAUCUCGUGCAGUCAUUCUCAUGUGAUCACCACCUAUGGUGCAGGCAGAUUUCCGCGGAAGCGAUCUGGAAGUGGAAGUCUUCGGUGGAGUGUAGUCGGUAGAACCUCUCGGAUUACACGAGCUUCCAGUGUGCGACGCGUGAGGCAAGACACACUUUAUAACAAGGAGCGGAAGAGUAUCUGUCCUAGCAAAAGCGUCGAUCCAGCUGAGAUAAGCGCGCUUCUUCUCCGAAUGGCACCGUCAAGGUCCAGGGCAAACCAUAUCCACCGCUGUAGGAAGUGUACAAAAGUGAUGCAAGAGCUGCUGGCCCUGAACAAUUGAUCAAGCUCAUACAGGAGUGUCGGAGAAGCGCUUGCCUGGAUGCACAUCUUCAGCAGUGCAGCACACUGCUGUUGGAGGGAAUUUGCAAAUGCUUGAGACACUUUAUCAGCCUGUAACGUCGUAGGCACAGUUUUGCGAGCAGUAUGAUCGUCUAUGGUACAUCAGCAAAGUGGGUAGAUAAGUUCCUCUUUAAGGUGAACCUGAUAACUGACACAUGGUUCAUAUUGCCACAAAAUCUCACUGUCAACCUUUUCGUACACUCGCCGGCAAUAAACUGGCGUCAGACCGGAGCUGAGAAUGGAGCUUCAAACUUGCCAGAACUUUUUCUCGGACUGGAACGAUUUACUAUUGCAUCAUGAGAGCGUUUCCCUCUUUUUGUGUCACGAAUCUGUUUUCUUCUUCCGUAAUCUGUGGGAUGACAGGAAACGUGACAGGAAAUCACGACGGUUCGAGUUCGCACCAAGAGUGUUGCUGAAUUGCUGAACGAAACACAGAGAAGCCGUGGAAGGUGACCGGUGCCCCGGCCGAACUCAUUUCUUUAUCUUCAGUCGAAAAAGCCGCUGCCAGCGAGAUUGCUCAGUGAGAUGUGUUGCCGUGUGUAUGCUUGUGGAUUCAGUCGUAUCCUCCAUGACUGCCGUGGAGCACAGCGGCCUCCUGAAGGCCCUCCAACGAAAAUAUAUUUUGCCUCAUGCAGCUUUUCGAAGGCGCCCACUAGUAAGCCCUGGAAAAGUUUAUUUCAUUUGUCAAUGUCACAUCCACAGACAACCGCUUGUAGGAGAUUACGGGUCUAAGUGAUUCUGUCAUUCCAAAAGCCGGCAGCCAAAAUACUGAUAAACAGCCCAUCAGUCCUGUAAAGAUUGUAAUGGAUGCUGCUCCCUCGUCUCCUGGCUCCAGUUCAGUUGAGAUCGUGCUCCAAACAGGGUUGCUGGCAGUGUCACACCUCCAUAGCGCUCUUCGGAUGCGUGGCAAAUCAAAUACCCAUCAAGUGCAUGUUGGGUUUGAAGUAUUUCUCAUCCUUCGAUCUGGGUCAAACAGUUGAGGUGCCGCAGGAUCGGUUACCCUCGAAAGGAAAGUGCGGAUGAUUGCGAAGGGACCGCCUCCGGAAAGCCUUCCACCCUGUAUAACACAUACCGUAAAAUACAGCCCGUUGUCGGAGUGAAAGCAAUAUCUCGCGGCCCGUUUCAGUAUCUCCCAUCCAGUCGAACUCACCACACGUGCAGGGAAAAACACACAGGCCGAUCCAGCCGGCACUACUACCUCGGAGGUCUUCUAUCUGAGUGUUCCAGCUCUGCUCAGCGCCUUAGCAUGGAAGGCAUGUCUGGCUUCAUUCGCCAAUCAAUCCAAUUCUGAAUAUGAUUUUCCGUACGUCACAGGGUGGCUGGAGGGUCGCACACUGGAUGAUGAGUUACGAGGACUUCGCCUUGGCUGUCAGCUCGGAACAUGCAAACGAGGCUUCCAGAGUCCUGCUGGUCGGGUGACGGUACAUCGUGUGACUUGUGGCAAGCCGAUUAGCUUGUUUCAGGUUUCAAGUCGUGGUGGAGACAAAAUCAGUGAAACCGAAGCAGUGCAGUUACCGCGUGACAACAUAUGUGUCGCCAUAACAGGCACUUGAACUCUUUGUUGUUCAACAAGGAGAUCGAAAUUUGUGACAAAAAUAAAGGGAGCACGAAAUGUUAGCAGAAAGAUCUAUCAGUCCUUCGUGGAGUCCUGUGAAACUCAGGUUACUCAGAGGGAAUAAUAUGCAUAUACAGAUGUGUAGAUUAAGAGAUGCAUUGCGGUCGCGUACGCUCAUACAUCCACUCAUACGUGUCAUUUCUCCCUCGUCACGAUGGUUCUUGAGAUUUUUCUGUGAUCUCAGGUGGAUCCGGAACGUGUAAUGUCUCGAAUUACGAGCCUCAUCGCUGAAGAGCUUCCCCUCCACCACCUCAUCCCAGAUGAACUGACCCCUGUCCUGACUGCCGAGCUGCAGAACGUCACCUGCUCUCCGACUGUCGCCAAGCUAACAUGUGCGCUCGCUCAUUUCUUGGUCUUUCUCUUGUUCCGGCAGUCCCGUACUCAGCGAUCAGGCUGUCAAGAGCUACGCUUACGCGUACAAGGUGAAGAUGCCCCUGUUGACGGCACGGCACCUGCUCAUCCACAGACUGCCACUCUGUGUGGUACUUUCCCAAAGAGCGGAAACACUGGCGUAUCAGGGACGGGAAGGCGUGAUCACUACGCACCUGAAGAAGUGACCCAAAACAGCCAGACAGGAACGGAAGUCGGUGGGUCUUUCGAGUGUCAAAAACAUCAAACACUAUCUGGCGCAAGACGGUCACUCUCCUCGUCAAGCCUGGCCCAGACUCAAGUGACGCAGCCGUGA